AUAUAGAACAGGAUGUGGAGAAGAUUCGGCGCAUAAUUCAAGGCAAUGAGUAGAAAAAUUCUCCUGCUCCUUGAAAAUGUCAGAAAUUUCCAGCGACAGCGAUUCGUCCUGCGGCUGGACGGUCAUCAACCAUGAGGGCAACGUUGAAGCAGCACCACCAGACUCUGAUAGCGCAAGUGGCCACGAGGAACUGGCCUCCGAGGAAUUUCUGUCUCCAACACAAGCAGAAGACCAGCAGCAGCAGGCUGCCGGUCUGCAAGCUGACUUUGGCCAGGGUGAUGGGGCACCAAUGAACACUACAAGCCAGCCCCGCAUGGAGCCCAGCAAGCUAGUUCCUGGAGAUGAGAAAGAAAAAAUGCUGGAUGAAACUUCCUGCGUGGGAGCAGUAAGUGAUGAUUCAGAUAUUGUGACUCUGGAGGUGCCGAAGGUGGAAGAAGUUGGAAGCCAGGAAGAAGCUGCCUCGGGAGAGGAGGAAGGUCAGACCUCAGAAAAUUUCUACAUGGGUUCCUCUUCUAGCAGCCAGUAUACCUUUUGCCAGCCAGAAACAGUUUUUCCACUGCAGCCAAGUGGAGAGGAAUCCAGCAGUGAUGAAACCAGUCAUGGCUGCAGCCCCACUCUGAGGCGCCGGCGGGCAAAGAAGAGGCUUCUCUCCAGCUCAGAGUCCGAGGAAGGCCUGCCACCUCAUGACCUAGAAGUCAAGCAGGCCAAGCACCUGCUGAACAGCAGCCUGAACCGAUGCAUUAUCCUUGCCUUGGUGAUUGCGGUCAGCAUGGGCUUUGGACAUUUCUAUGGGAGAAAACAUUACACUUACCAUCAGAAUAAUGCUGAUAUCCAUCUGCUUUUGUCUUUAGGGAAAUUUGAAGAUAAAAAAGAAAAUUUUAUGUUUCAAGGUACAGUUCAGAUUCAAAAACAGCAGGAAUUGGUGGAGAAGACUCAUGAAGACAAACUGAAUGAUAUGAAGGGGGAUCUUUUGCAAUGCCAACAAGAAGGAAGUAAAACACUGUGUGGGUCUCUGAAGGAGGGUCUUGCAAAGUGCUGGCUUGAAACGCAGAUGGAGAAGAAGUCCUUUGAAUCCCAGAAACAUCACCUUGCUUCAGAAAAUCAGCAUUUGAGGGAGUCUUUACAGAGGGAGGAAAAAACCUUGGCAUUGCUACAGGAAGAGCUGAGGAAGCUGAGGGAACAAGUAAGACAUUUGGAAAGCAAAGGCCCUGGCCCGGAUUCGCUGGUUGUGACUGAAAACCAAAAACUCAAAACACAUUUGGAAGAGGAAAAACACAAAAUGCAGAGCUUUAUGAAACAAAAGGAGACUCUACUGGCUGAAGCUCAGAUGCUGAGAAGGGAGCUCGAUAAAGAGCGUCAAGUGACAGCAGCACUUCGGGAAACGUUGGAAAAACUGAGUGCUGAGCAAGGGCCACUGAUGGCAGAGGCUGGUUCGCGUGAGAGCCGAGAGAUAGAAACUCUGCGAAGAAUGUUGAUUGAACUGGAGAAGAAGCUUAGCUUUGAACAGCAGCGGUCAGAUUUGUGGGAGAAGCUGUACAUUGAAGUUAAAGAUCAUGCAGAGAAGCAACAGGGCGCAGAAAAAGCCCAGAAACCAGCUGGGAAAGGAGGAAGCCAAAGUAAAGCCAAGCCAAAAGCAACCUUUUUCGGUUCUGUAAAAGAAACAUUUGAUGCAAUGAAGAAUUCUACCAAGGAAUUUGUACGCCACCAUAAAGAGAAAAUCAAGCAGGCCAAAGAAGCUGUGAAAGAGAACCUGAGAAAGUUCUCAGAUUCUGUCAAGUCUACCUUUAGACAUUUUAAGGACACAACAAAAAAUAUCUUUGAUGGAAGAGAGAAGGAAAGGUCUAGCGACAGAAGAUAUGAGACUAACAGAAAAGGGAGGAGGAUGCAUCAGAGGGACGGUUCCCGUGAAGGUCCUGCAAAGCCGGCCCAGCACCAGGCUCCAGGAAGCCAAAGGCAUUUCGGCCAUAGGAGACAGGCUGAGGACACCCAGCCCCCCUCGCCAUUAUCCAUAGACACGACUUCCGGACAGUGUCCCAAGGGCCCUACUGGUAGCCCAAAACACCAGACCAUCCUAAAAGGAUGUUCUAGCAUUUUUGACUGUGCCCACCAAGAAUUUAUUAGCCUCUUUAACAAAGUCCUGGAUCCUAUUCGGGCUGAUGAAUUUAAUCAAUUAAUGCAUAAAUAUUUGCAGCAAGAAGUAAAGAACUUUCAUCAUUGGCGAGAACUAGAAAUUUUCAUCAGCAGCUUUUUCCAUAACGGUGUCUUUAUUCAUGAUCAGAUGCUGUUCUCAGAUUUUGUCAAUGAUGUAAAAAACUAUCUUGAAGACAUGGAAGAAUACCAGAGAGUCAGUGACAGAGCAUUCGAAGACUUGGACAAAUAUAUAUACCAGUACUACUUUCAUUAUAACCAGAUACCUCUGUGUGGAUCCAGCCCUCAGCAGGAAAGACAAGUUCCAAAGCACCAGCAGCGCUCUAAGAGGGAAGGCCGAUGGCAAAAGCAGGGCCGGAGCAAUGGGAGGCACACAGCAAACCUGGAGAUUGAAGUGGGGCGGCUCCCUUUUGACUCCAAGUACUGAACAGGUGAAGGAGCCCUGCAGGCUGGCAAAAAGCCUCCACGAUUGGCCCGUGAGAGCUUUCACCAGGGCACAAAAAUCCACUGGCUUCAUCUCCAUACUUCAUCCUGCCUUGGGAAGCCUUAAUUAAUUUGGCUGCUUUCUACUAUUACAAUAAAUAAGCAGGAUAAGCAGUAGCUUUAGACAAGUUGUAGACUAAGCUUUUUUGCACUUGUUGGUACUUGGUUCUACUAAAAGAUAUGGUACAGAUUUCAUCUCAUGUUCCAAAAGCACAUCUUGAUAGCCGUUUAAUUACUCUGAUCAUGAUGGGAUUUGUUGCAUGGUCUUUCUGAUCAUCUUGCUUUUAAAUCUGCACAUCUGUACAUUGUAAAAAAAAUAAUAAAAAGGUGGUUCCAAA
This is a messenger RNA of Crotalus tigris (Tiger rattlesnake), 2969 nucleotides long. It is a transcript of the gene CCPG1, whose product is annotated as cell cycle progression 1. NCBI's taxonomy places the organism in Eukaryota, Metazoa, Chordata, Lepidosauria, Squamata, Viperidae. The transcript has 10 exons. Gene Ontology annotation, cellular component: membrane. Bases 77 to 2575 code for a protein of 832 amino acids. The record is from RefSeq and is a predicted model, not a curated record.